Musca domestica (house fly) is the source of this 1106-nucleotide messenger RNA. RefSeq lists its product as uncharacterized. The record is from RefSeq and is a predicted model, not a curated record. Bases 108 to 1106 code for a protein of 332 amino acids. The transcript is spliced from 3 exons. Lineage: Eukaryota; Metazoa; Arthropoda; Insecta; Diptera; Muscidae.
CCCAUAUUUUUGAGUCAUUAAGCAAAAUAUUCAAAUUUUAAUUCUAGGGAAAAUAAAUAUUUAUGAUUUUUUAAAACAUUUAUAAUAUAAACUUUCCGGGUGGUAAGAUGAUUAGACAACUGUUCCUUUUUCUGUAUUUCGUGCUGCUCUCACAAUGGGUUGGCCUGGUCCAUGGGACGACUAAAAUUGCAUUUCUUGGCAGUCGAGUUCGUUACAAUUCCAAAUAUUUUUCCAAUUUGACCCUAUUCACGGAAAAUUCUACCAUUAAUGCGGACCUGAUGUUAUUGAAAUCCCUGCGCCAGGGAUUCAAAGCCAACAUUGAGGUGCAACUACGUUUGAAUAAUUCCAAAACACAUCAGAAAUUAUUUUCCUAUGUUUUGAAUAUUUGUGAAUUGAUUGUCUCCCUAAGAAGUUCGAUUUUCAAAAAAUGGUUUGAAUCUUUGUUAAAAUAUAGCAAUUUCAUGCAAAACUGUCCCGUUGCCGAGGGUCAUUACUAUGUGCAUGGGUGGAGGCCGGAUGCCUCCCUCAUACCAUCAUAUUUAUUUGCUGGAGAUUAUCGCAUUAAAGGCUAUUGUUUCUAUGGAAAUUAUAAAAAAAAGAAUAUGGAAUUUCUCUUUGCCAUCGAUGUGGAUGCGACGACUAGCAUUGCCUUCUUCGGCAGCAGAGUUCGUUUCAAUCCGAAAUAUUUUUCCAAUUUUACCUUGUCGAUCGAAAAUUCCACAAUUAAUGCUGACAUGAUGUUAAUAAAACCCCUGCGUCAGGGAUUCAAAACCAAUGCUGAGGUCCAACUGCGUUUGAAUAAUUCGCGAAAACAUCAGAAACUUUUCUCCUAUGCCUUGAAUGUUUGCGAAUUGGUUGUAUCCCUGAGAAAUUCCAUAUUUAAACGAUGGUUCGAAUCGUUGCUAAAAAAUGGUAAUUUUAUGCAAAAUUGUCCAGUGUCUGUGGGUCAUUAUUACGUGCACGAUUGGAGGCCGGAUGCCUCACUCAUACCAUCAUAUUUAUUUGCUGGAGAUUAUCGCAUUAAGGGCUAUUGUUUCUUUGGUAAUUAUAAGAAAAAGAACAUGGAGUUUGUCAUCGACAUUGAGGUGGAUGCUAUAAUAUCUUGA